Messenger RNA from Poeciliopsis prolifica (blackstripe livebearer), 9692 nucleotides. Its product is annotated as inositol 1,4,5-trisphosphate receptor type 1-like. Gene Ontology annotation, molecular function: inositol 1,4,5 trisphosphate binding; inositol 1,4,5-trisphosphate-gated calcium channel activity. The record is from RefSeq and is a predicted model, not a curated record. The transcript is spliced from 62 exons. Lineage: Eukaryota; Metazoa; Chordata; Actinopteri; Cyprinodontiformes; Poeciliidae. Gene Ontology annotation, cellular component: membrane; endoplasmic reticulum. Bases 203 to 8557 code for a protein of 2784 amino acids. Gene Ontology annotation, biological process: calcium ion transmembrane transport.
GAUUGUUGCCGAGGAUGCGUUGAGCUGUUGGAGAUAAACGCCGCUCACGCGACUCUUACCCACCUGGAGUUUCGCUGCCAUGGACUUAACCGAGGACGGUGCUGUGGAAAUUAUCCCGUGCUGACCCACUUCUCGCGUUUUUCUCUCGUUGUCCUCCGACGCCGUCUCUCAUUCCUGCCAGGUGAAUUAACCCAGAGAGACCAUGUCGGACAAAAUGUCCAGUUUCCUCCAUAUAGGGGACAUUUGUUCCCUGUAUGCAGAGGGCUCCACCAGUGGAUUUAUCAGCACUCUGGGGCUUGUGGAUGACCGCUGUGUCGUACAACCAGAUGCAGGAGACCUCGACAACCCACCCAGUAAAUUCAGAGACUGCCUUUUCAAGCUGUGUCCAAUGAACAGAUACUCGGCACAGAAACAGUUCUGGAAAGCGGCGAAGCCCGGCGGCAACAGCACAACGGACUCGGUCCUGCUCAAUAAGCUUCAUCACGCCGCAGACCUCGAGAAGAAGCAGAACGAGUCUGAAAACCGCAAGCUGCUGGGAACAGUCAUCCAGUAUGGAAAUGUGAUUCAGUUGCUGCAUCUGAAAAGCAAUAAAUACCUGACGGUGAACAAGCGGCUACCUGCACUUCUGGAGAAGAAUGCCAUGAGAGUGACUCUGGACUCGGCAGGGAACGAGGGAUCCUGGUUCUACAUCCAGCCGUUCUACAAGCUGAGAUCCAUGGGAGACAGUGUGGUGAUCGGAGACAAAGUCGUCCUCAACCCUGUGAAUGCAGGACAACCUCUCCAUGCAAGCAGCCACCAGCUAGUUGACAACCAGGGGUGUAACGAGGUUAAUUCUGUAAAUUGCAACACAAGCUGGAAAGUUGUUCUAUUCAUGAAAUGGAGUGACAACUUGGAAACUAUCCUCAAGGGGGGUGAUGUCGUGCGGUUAUUCCACGCAGAGCAGGAAAAGUUUCUAACUUGUGACGACCACAGGAAGAAGCACUACGUUUUUCUCCGAACCACCGGUCGACAGUCGGCGACUUCGGCCACCAGCAGCAAAGCACUGUGGGAAGUGGAGGUGGUGCACAAUGACCCGUGCAGAGGAGGCGCAGGCUACUGGAACAGUCUGUUCAGGUUUAAGCAUUUGGCCACCGGGUACUAUUUGGCUGCAGAGGUGGGUGAGGUGAAUCCAGACUUUGAGGAGGAGAGCGCCGAGCAGCGAUCUUCUGUGGUAGACUUUACACCCUUCAAUUUUCAGCUGGAUGCUGAUAACGAGGCUCUACGAGGCCGCCUCCGCGCUCCACAGGAGAAAAUCAUGCACACCCUGGUCCCUGUACCCAACGGCAGGGAGGUGCCCUCCAUCUUUGAGUUGGACCCCACCACCCUGAGAGGAGGGGAUUCAAUGGUUCCCAGGAAUUCCUACGUCAGGCUUCGACAUUUGCGCACCAGCACCUGGGUUCAUAGUACCAACCUCCCAAUUGACAAGGAGGAGGAGAAACCCGUCAUGCUGCGGAUUGGGACAUCGGCCGUGAAAGAAGACAAGGAAGCGUUCGCCAUAGUCCCAGUGCCACCAUUAGAAGUGCGAGAUUUAGACUUCGCCAAUGAUGCUAGUCAGGUGUUAGCUUCUAUAGCUGGCAAGCUGGAAAAAGGAACCAUUACGCAAAAUGAAAGGAGGUUUGUGACAAAGCUGCUAGAAGAUUUGGUUUUCUUUGUGGUGGACAUCCCCAACAGUGGGCAGGACGUGCUGGAGAUCAUGGUCAAUAAACCCAAUAGGGAGAGACAAAAACUGAUGAGAGAGCAGAACAUCCUUAAACAGAUUUUUAAGCUUCUCCAAGCUCCUUUCACAGACAGCGGGGAUGGUCCCAUGCUGCGACUGGAGGAGCUGGGAGAUCAGCGCCACGCUCCGUUCAGGCACAUUUGCCGGCUCUGUUACAGAGUUCUCCGCCAUUCCCAACAGGAUUACAGGAAAAACCAAGAAUAUAUAGCCAAACAGUUCCGCUUCAUGCAGAAGCAGAUUGGCUACGACGUUCUGGCAGAAGACACCAUAACAGCUCUGCUCCAUAACAACCGGAAACUGCUGGAAAAACACAUCACCGGUGCUGAGAUCGACACCUUUGUCACUCUAGUGAGGAAAAAUCGGGAACCGAGAUUUCUGGACUACCUGUCAGAUCUCUGUGUAUCCAUGCACAAAUCCAUCCCAGUUACUCAGGAGCUCAUCUGCAACGCUGUGCUGGACAGCAGCAACGCUGACAUCCUCAUUGAGACCAAAUUAGUGCUGUCCAGGUUUGAGAUUGAGUUGACGACAAAUGGGGAGGAUCCUGUUGAGGCAGAAGAGGUGGAGGAGGUCUGGUUGUACUGGAAAGACAACUGCAAGGAGGUUCGUAGUAAGAGCGUUCGGGAGUUGGCCCAGGAUGCAAAGGAGGGUCAGAAAGAGGACCAGGAAGUGGUCAGCUACUACAGGUGCCAACUGAACCUCUUUGCUCGGAUGUGUUUGGACCGCCAGUAUUUGGCCAUCAACAAGAUUGCUGGUCAGCUUGACGUCGAUUUGAUCCUGCGCUGCAUGUCCGAUGAAGACCUGCCCUUUGACCUGCGGGCCUCUUUCUGCCGCCUGAUGUUGCACAUGCACGUGGACCGGGACCCUCAGGAGCAGGUCACGCCGGUCAAAUUUGCUCGUCUGUGGUCCGAGAUUCCACCUAAAAUUGCCAUUGACGACUACGAUAACGACGGGACCACUAGAGAUGAGAUCAAAGAGCGUUUCAGCCUCACCAUGGAUUUUGUUGAGACCUACCUGCGAGAGGUGGUGUCGCAAAACAUUCCCUUCUCUGACAAGGAGAAAAACAAGCUCACCUUUGAGGUAGUAAACCUGGCCCGAAACCUCAUAUACUUUGGCUUCUACAACUUCAGCGACUUACUACGCUUGACAAAGAUCUUACUCAACAUUUUAGACUGUGUACACGUCAGCACUGUUUUCCCCAUCAACAAGAUUGAGAAAGGGGAUGAAAGCAAAGGUGGCAGUAACGUAAUGAAGUCUAUUCAUGGAGUGGGGGAGUUGAUGACGCAGGUAGUGCUGCGAGGAGGGGGCUUACUGCCCACCACACCAACCCAUCAGCCUGAAGGAGACGUGGUGAAAACGCAGACCGAACCUGAGAGAGAAGACAUCAUGGUCAUGGACACAAAGCUCAAGAUCAUCGAGAUCCUAAGGUUUAUUCUAGACGUGAGGCUAGACUACAGGAUUUCAUGCCUGCUCUGCAUUUUCAAAUGUGAGUUUGACGAGAGCAAUCCUCAAGGAGACAACGCUGUCGGUGCAAACGGAGGCAACAACAUUACAACUCAGACGCCUGGAAAUCUUGACUUUGAGAACAUCGAGGAACAAGCAGAAGGGAUCUUUGGUGGAAGCGAGGAAAACACUCCUUUAGAUCUGGACGAUCACGGUGGUCGGACAUUUCUGAGGGUCCUGUUGCAUUUGACGAUGCACGACUACCCGCCGCUUGUGUCUGGAGCGCUUCAGCUGCUCUUCAGACACUUCAGCCAGAGGCAGGAGGUCCUCCAAGCCUUCAAACAAGUUCAGCUGCUUGUUACCAGUCAGGAUGUCGAGAACUACAAGCAGAUUAAGUCCGAUCUGGACCAGCUGCGGUCUAUUGUGGAGAAAUCUGAACUGUGGGUUUACAAGAGGCAAGGAGAGGACGGGAUGGACGGAGACGGCCCAUCAGAGUCUGACAACAAAAAGAAGGGAGAUUCCCCUGGUUCAGACAAGAAGAAGUCAGAAAGCACCAGCAACUACAACUACAGAGUUGUGAAGGAGAUCCUUGUACGCCUCAGUAAACUGUGUGUCCAGGAGGGCAUCUCAGGAAAGAAGAGCAAGAAAGAGCAGCAGAGGCUGCUGAGGAACAUGGGAGCUCACAGCGUGGUGCUGGAGCUGCUACAAAUCCCCUACGAGAAGGGUGAAGAUGUCCGAAUGCAGGACAUCAUGAAAUUGGCUCAUGAAUUUCUGCAGAAUUUCUGCGCUGGGAACCAGCAAAACCAGAUUCUUCUCCAUAAGCACAUCAACUUAUUCCUCAACCCAGGAAUCCUUGAGGCUGUCACCAUGCAGCACAUCUUCAUGAACAAUUCGCAGCUGUGCAAUGAAAUCAACGAGCGCGUCGUUCAGCACUUUGUCCACUGCACCGAGACACAUGGGCGACAUGUCCAGUACCUUAAAUUUCUUCAGACGAUUGUUAAAGCUGACAACAAGUUCAUAAAGAAGUGCCAGGACAUUGUCAUGGCAGAGCUGGUGAACUCUGGUGAAGACGUCCUGGUCUUCUACAACGACCGCGCGUCCUUUCAGACCCUCGUCCAGAUGAUGCGGUCGGAGCGGGACCGGUUGGACGAGAACAGCGCUCUGAUGUAUCACAUCCACCUGGUGGAGCUGCUGGCCGUCUGCACCGAGGGAAAGAACGUCUACACCGAGAUAAAGUGCAACUCCUUGUUGCCCUUGGACGACAUAGUGCGGGUCGUCACCCACGAAGACUGCAUCCCAGAGGUGAAGAUUGCCUAUAUCAACUUCUUAAACCACUGCUAUGUGGACACCGAGGUGGAGAUGAAAGAGAUUUACACGUCCAACCACAUGUGGAAGCUGUUUGAGAACUUCUUGGUGGACAUUUGCAGGGUGUGCAACAACACCAGCGACAGGAAGCAUGCGGAUACGGUCCUGGAGCGUUACGUAACCGAGACCAUCAUGAGCAUAGUCACGUGUUUCUUCAGCUCUCCUUUCUCUGACCAGAGCACCAGCCUGCAGACUCGUCAGCCAGUGUUUGUACAACUGCUGCAGGGAGUGUUCAGGGUCUACCACUGCAACUGGCUGAACCCUGCCCAGAAGCACUCGGUGGAAGGGUGCAUCAAGGUGCUUUCGGACGUGGCCAAGAGCAGAGCGAUCGCCAUCCCGGUGGACCUCGACAGUCAAGUGAACAACUUGUUCGUCAAGCCCAAUAACGUCGUACAGAAGACGCUCCUCAACUGGAAGCAGUCGGCGAAGAACACGUCUAGGCGAGAGUCCAGCCUGUGCGCCUCUAAAGACUACAGAAACAUCAUUGAAAAGCUGCAGGACAUCGUUUCCGCUCUUGAGGAUCGCCUGAGGCCGCUGGUCCAAGCCGAGCUCUCCGUCCUGGUGGACGUCCUCCAUCGCCCCGAGCUGCUCUUCCCCGAGAACACGGACGCUCGCAAGAAAUGCGAAAGCGGAGGAUUCAUAUCAAAGCUGAUCAAACACACCAAGCAGCUCCUGGAAGAGAACGACGAGCAUCUGUGCAUCAAAGUGCUGAAGACGCUCAGGGAAAUGAUGACCAAAGAUCGGGGCUACGGAGUGAAGCUGAUUGCCUUUGAUGAUGAAAUGGAUGUGGCUGAGCUGGCACCUCUGCCUGAACCCGAAGUCCCUGCAGAGGAGCUUGAUCCCAACCAGCCACUGAAGCAAGUGGAGGACCAGAGGAGGGGUGAGGCUUUGCGUCUAAUUUUGGUCAACCGGUACUAUGGCAACGUCAAACCUGGUCAGAGGAGAGAGAGCCUCACAUCCUACAGCAACGGCCCAGUCACGCCCGGAGCUCAAGGAAAAUCACCCGCACUGGUGAGCUCCGGCAUCGGAGGACGGGGGGAGCUGAGUCUGGCCGAGGUCCAGUGCCACCUCGACAAAGAGGGAGCCUCCGACCUGGUGAUCGACCUCAUCAUGAACGCCACCAGCGACCGCAUCUUCCAGGAGAGCAUCCGACUGGCCAUCGCGCUGCUGGAGGGCGGAAACACAGUAAUCCAGAGGUCCUUUUAUAAUCGUUUAACUGGAGACAACAAGUCAGAAAAAUUCUUCAAGGUGUUUUAUGAGCGCAUGAAGCUGGCCCAGCAGGAGAUCAAAGCCACUGUGACAGUCAACACCAGCGACCUGGGGAGCAAGAAGAAGGACGAGGAACCACCGGACAAAGACAUGCCAACACGGAAAAAAGUGAAAGACGUGCCGGUGGUUGCAAUGGUGACCGAGGAGGUGAAGGAGCAGCUGGUGGAGGCCUCCGCCAUCACCAAGAAGGCCUACACCACCUACCGUCGCGAGGCGGAGGCCGAGGAGCACCAGGCGGCCGCCGCCGAUGGCGCCCCCGGUCCGACCGCCGACAAGAGCCAAGAGGAAGGCGAGAUGAGUGUCAUCAUCACCAUUAUGCAGCCCAUCCUACGCCUCAUGCAGCUGCUCUGCGAGAACCACAACAGAGACCUGCAGAACUUCUUGCGCAAUCAGAACAACAAAAACAACUAUAAUCUGGUAUGCGAGACUCUUCAGUUCCUGGACUGCAUCUGUGGCAGCACCACCGGGGGACUGGGGCUGUUGGGACUCUACAUCAACGAGAAGAACGUCGGGCUGAUCAACCAGACUGUGGAGAGCCUGACUGAGUACUGCCAGGGCCCGUGUCACGAGAACCAGAACUGCAUAGCCACUCAUGAGUGCAAUGGCAUUGAUAUCAUCAUUGCUCUCAUUCUCAACGACAUCAACCCGCUGGGUAAGAAGAGGAUGGACCUUGUUCUGGAGCUCAAAAACAAUGCCUCUAAGCUGCUUCUCGCAAUUAUGGAGAGUCGCCAUGACAGUGAGAACGCUGAGAGGAUUCUAUACAACAUGAGGCCCAAAGAGCUGGUGGAAGUUAUCAAAAAAGCCUACAUGCAGGGUGAGAUAGAGGUGGAGGAGCCCGAGGAGGGCGAGGAUGGAGAGGAGGAACAUUCUGCGUCUCCGCGGAACGUGGGACACAAUAUCUACAUUCUGGCACAUCAAUUGGCGCGUCACAACAAGGAACUGCAGGCAAUGCUGAAGCCUGGGGGGACGUACGGAGAGGGAGACGAGGCUCUGGAGUUCUACGCCAAACACACGGCUCAGAUCGAGAUCGUACGUCUGGAUCGCACCAUGGAGCAGAUUGUGUUUCCAGUCCCCAACAUCUGCGAGUUCCUCACACAAGAGUCCAAACUGCGAGUGUACUACACCACAGAGCGGGACGAGCAGGGCAGUAAGAUAAAUGACUUUUUCCUGCGCGCUGAGGAUCUUUUCAACGAGAUGAACUGGCAGAAGAAGCUGCGAGGUACUCAAGAGGCCACUGGUAACCCAAACACCGUACCCUCUCAGCCCAUCCUUUACUGGUGCUCCAGGAACAUGUCCUUCUGGAGCAGCAUCUCCUUCAACCUGGCCGUACUCAUGAACCUCCUUGUGGCCUUCUUCUACCCUCUGGAAGGUGUCCGUGGAGGGACCCUGGAGCCCCACCUGUCUGCUCUGUUAUGGUUGGCCAUGCUUGUGUCGCUGGCCAUUGUCAUCGUGUUGCCUCAGCCUCAUGGAAUCAGGGCGCUGAUUGCGUCCACCAUCCUGCGCCUGAUUUUCUCUGUGGGCCUGGAGCCCACGCUGCUCCUGCUGGGCGGGUUUAAUCUGUGUAACAAGGUGAUCUUCCUAAUGAGCUUCGUUGGGAACCGAGGAACCUUCACGCGCGGAUACAAGGCCAUGAUCAUGGACGUGGAGUUCCUGUACCACCUGCUCUACCUGAUCAUUUGCUCGCUGGGGGUCUUCGUCCACGUCUUCUUCUACAGCUUGCUGCUCUUCGAUCUUGUUUACCGAGAAGAAACCUUACUGAACGUGAUAAAGAGUGUCACCCGGAACGGACGCUCCAUAGUUCUGACGGCCGUGUUGGCCCUCAUCCUCGUCUACCUCUUCUCGAUUGUGGGAUAUAUCUUCUUCAAGGACGACUUCAUUUUGGCCGUCGACAGGAUACCCAACAAAACUCUCGAACAUGGAGCCAGCAUGAUUGGAGAGUUCUUCUCGGGCGGAGCGUGCCAGAAGGAAAAUGGAGAAAACUGCUCGACAGAAGCCGUCAUGGAUGCUGCUGUUGCUGUCCAGCCGUCAGUGGUGAUUGAGGACAAGGAGCGAACAUGUGACUCCUUACUCAUGUGCAUUGUCACAGUACUGAGUCACGGCCUGAGGAGCGGAGGAGGUGUUGGGGACGUCCUGCGCAAGCCGUCUAAAGAGGAACCCUUGUUUGCAGCCAGAGUCAUCUACGACCUGCUUUUCUUCUUCAUGGUCAUCAUCAUUGUCCUCAACCUUAUCUUUGGUGUCAUCAUUGAUACUUUUGCUGACUUGAGGAGCGAAAAGCAGAAGAAAGAGGAAAUCUUGAAGACGACAUGUUUCAUUUGUGGUCUGGAGAGAGAUAAGUUUGACAACAAGACGGUUACUUUUGAAGAACACAUCAAGGUGGAGCACAACAUGUGGCACUACUUGUUCUUCAUUGUCCUGGUAAAGGUGAAGGACUCCACAGAGUUCACGGGGCCCGAAAGCUACGUGGCUGAAAUGAUCCGGGAGCACAACUUGGACUGGUUUCCUCGGAUGCGGGCCAUGUCUCUGGUGAGCAGCGAUGCCGACGGGGAGCAGAACGAGAUCCGAAGCCUGCAGGAGAAACUGGAGUCCACCAUGAAGCUGGUGACCAACCUGUCGGGCCAGCUCACCGAGCUCAAAGAGCAGAUGACAGAGCAGAGGAAGCAGAAGCAGCGGAUUGGCCUGCUGGGACACCCUCAGCACCUGAACGUCAACCCCCAGCAACCUGCGUAGGGUCCGACUGCCGACGGAGUCCGAGGAGCCGCUCGGCGCCUGGAAAGGAACCCGUCGGGUCCUGGGACCAAGGCUUCACGAUAAUGUAUGCAGCACUGAGUGUGAAAGUACCUUACGAACGGUAGGGAAACGCUGUAACAUAGAUAGCUAUAAGGCGAUGUGUAGCUCUACCCCACCCAAAGUGUUACUCCAGACAGUAACACACACCCACCUCAUUCUGUUCUGUUCAAUCUGUGCCAAAUGUUUUUUUGGGGGUUUUUUUCUUUCUGAAGAAACAACUUGGAUUUCUUAACAAACAGCCUUUAAGGGUUCAAUUGAAAACAUAAUAGAAUUGUUAUUGUUGUUUUUUUUUAUUUACUUACUUAAAAGUUUUCUAUUUAUAUUCCUGACACUGAGCAGUAUUUAUUGUCUUAUUCUUUUUAAUGUUGUGCAAUAUAUGAACUUAAAUAUGCAACCAAAUGGUGUGUAGAUUUAAGUUUUAAAACUUCAUUUAAAUCCACUGGGGAGUGGUUUCGCCUGUUCUUUCUCUCUAGACAAUUAAGCUGUCAUCUGUAUUUACACAUAAACUCAGAUAAAAUGACAAUAAUAAUGAUAAGUUGGGCUUCAUAAUGUUACUUCUUUUUUAGUUUGUCAAAAUAUGCAUACUGUUUUGAGAGGCUUCUACACUCGGUAUUUAGGACAUUGUGUGAGAGCAAUAUAAACAAAUAGAUGGCUUCCAUUAUAUGGUGAAAUAUUUGUGUUAUUUUAUGGGGCAGUAGCUUUAUGAUUUAACAGGGUUACAAACAGCCGUCUGAAACAUGUCUGCUGUUAGAGGGGUUGCUCAGGAGUCAUGUAGAUUCUACAGUAAUAAUUACCACUGGUGUAUUCUGACAUGCGGCCGCUGCUUCUGCGGGAACUCUGUUCUUUUAGUUUGACGUUUUAGUUCUUUCCAUGGUAGGAAUGUACCUUUUGUUUCCGACAAGGGACGACUUUGUGUACAUAAAGUUUGUUGCUUUACCUUUGCUUUUGUAUAGAAAAUUAAGAUGGACACAAAAAAAAUAUUACUGUUACAAAAUGUUAAGGGUAAGCAAAGCAAAGCAUUGUCAAUUUGUACACAGAGGUAGAAUUAUUUAUUAAAAUUGUAAUUAUCCUUUAA